AUGCCGACCACCGUCGGCGAGCCUCACAGCAAUGGCUCUAUCCCGAUCCCGAGGGCUUCCAACGAUGGCGGCACACCGUCUGGCACGCUAUCGACUGCCCAGAGCAAUUCCGGACAAUCUUGGGCGGCAUCGGAGAACACAGUAGUUGGAGAGGGUGUCAAGGAGGCCCAGCUGCAGUACCUCACUGAUCAGCUCAAGGUCGAGAACCGGAUCAAAGAGGGGGCCGAGAACCUGCUGCAAAUGCCAUUGACUGACGCGUUGAGGAGUCAAGUCGAGUCUGAACUUGCAACAGCCAGGCAGAAGAUCGCGACUAUACAGCGGUCUAUGGACACUAUGGCUGGUCGCAAUGGUCCGCGGAAGAGAAGCAAUGAGACUCCAAACGGGACUAAGCGAAAGUUCAACGGCCAGCCAUUGAUGUCCGCCACAAACUGGAAGGAGGAGGGAGCGGAAAAAGAUGACUUCCACUCCGCCAUGCACCAGGCGAAUAGUGCUAUCAGGGCAUUACUCCACUUGCACAGACAGCACUCGUAUGGUACCCAAAAUUCCUCUAUCCCUUCUCCAUCCACCUCCCCGUCCACCUCAACACUACCGAACCCCGCUACUGCUACGGAUACGGAGCUCAAUCGUGCUCGCGUUGAGGCCAUGAAUAGGCUUGUCGGAAUCCUCCAACGGAACCUGCGGGUGCGAUAUGAACUUGAAGUGGGAGAGGUCGUGCGUGCCGUGCUGCCUUCGCUCGCAGAUAAGGCUUCGAAGCAAUCUCGUGCGACAGCUUACAGGCUCUUACGGCAUUCCCUCGUCGACGCUCACUCAGUGCGACGCCUGGGCGAACAGAACUUGGAUUGGUUCAUCGUCAAGUCUCUAUGUCGUGACAAUAAGCACACUGUGGAGAAGGAGCAAGCUAUCAAACUGAUCCGCGCCAUAGUCGAGAUCGGAUCCGAACGACAUUCGCCUCACUCCACGGUUGGCACGGGAACGGUGCCCCUCUCGGACGCUGUAAUGCGUGCGGUGAUUGCGGUGGCCGAGUAUCCCGAAGACCCCUUCAAGCCGAUAUGUGUGCAGACGCUUACCGAGAUCUUGCUCAUUGACAUUGAACUUAUGUCACGGACUGGGGGCAUUCGAGUCUUGCUGCAUGCGCUUGCGGAGGGCCCCCUUGAAAUGGCCCCUUUGCUCUCGGCUGCGUUCUUGCACAUCAUCGACUCACCGAGGACACGAGCCUAUCUGCGUCCUGGUACAGACCUCGAAAUCGCCCUUUCUGGCAUCACAGAUGCAUACGGCAAAGGUGGCGAGCACACCGAGCGUGUCAAGGGCUGUGCGCGUAUAGUCUCGUCCAUGCUCCGAACAUGGAGCGGGCUGAUGUACUGCUGUAUCAAUGACAAGGUGGCGAUCAAGACCGUCAUCGACUGCUUACGAGUACCUUCCUUGGAGGCACGAGAAGUCAUUCUCGACAUGUUUUUCGACCUUCUGAAUAUCAAACCUCCAGAAUGGCAUCGAGCUUUCAUCGACGGGCGCCGGUUGACUAUGUAUCGUAGAUCAAGACAGAGCGCCGAAAUGCAAGCUUCUAACGAGAUACCCUCACGACCACAAGAUACCCUCAAGUUAACUGACCAAUAUAUCGCACUACUCAUCUUGAUAUUCACCAAAGCAGGGCUGAUUGACGCCUUGACAUCUAUGUUCGAGGAAUCCGGUGUUGGGUCAGCGCUCUCGCGAAAGGCGACGUUGCUUCUAGCAGAGAUGUUGCAGAAAGCGAAUCGCGUUUUACCCCUCUCAAUAGCUGCGAAGAUUCAGGCUCUACCGCGCAUCUUCAAGCUCGCUUCGGACUAUGAUGAAAACGAGCACAGGAUAAUUGGCUCAUCCGUGCUAUCUGCUAUCGACAGUUUUAACCGCCACCGAGCGCGGCUGGAGCCUCCGGUGAAAGGCGAUGCUCCACGUCCACGAGCGAACUCUGUAGAAGAGUCCGUACGCCGUGGUCAACGGGCCGUCGAGCAGGAUAAGCUGAAAGCGAGGAUGCAGAUGGACGACAAGACCUUCCAGGCGUUGCUCCUUGAAACCCAAGUAAUGUUGACGAAGGACCAUACAAAGUGGAACUUCGACACCCUCCAGGAACUCGUUGAGGGCCCGCUCCAUAAUCCAAAACGAAUGGAAGAGGCUAUCAAAGUGUUGAGAUACAUCCGAAAGCUCAUGUCAUUCUUCCACCCCAUGGCUCGUCGGUUCAGUGACCAGCCGAAAGCGAAGAACGGACGAUGGGUGCGUUUGGGCUGUUCCUUACUCAAUGCACUCUUGGCCAGCCAGGAGGGUGUCAAGUUCCUCGCCGAAGACGAGUUCCUGCCCCAGUUGUAUAAGAGCUUCGACCAGCUGGACCCGCAUACGGCAACGCCGACAUCCGAUCCGAUCUUCUCGAAGAAGCGCAUGCAAGACACUCUCACAUACGGCUAUUUCGAGAUGCUGGGUACGCUGAGCAAGCGGAAAGAGGGAAUAGAGCUCCUGGAGAAAUUCAAGCUGUUCAGUGCUUUCUAUGUCCUCACCGAGCUCCGGGGUCGAGAAGACCUCGUCACGGCCAUCAUCGAGAAUUUGGAUUACAGCAUUGAUGGACAUUCGCGAAUAGUGUUCUCGAAGGCAUUGACCUCCAGUUACACGCAUAUCCGCCAUUAUGCAACCGAACGUUUGGGUGCCCUCAUCCGCUCUAGCCAGACAGCCAGCGCGUGGACACUCCGUCUACUCCUGACGCAGCUAUAUGACCCUGCGCUCGAAGUGCGCGAGAUGGCCGUGCAACUCUUGGAAGGGGCUUGCGAGUCGAUGGACGUUCUCCAGAUGGUGGUUGAGAUGCAGCCGACGCUUGAUCACUUAGGAGAAGUUGGCCAUCCUCUACUGCUCAAGUUCAUGUCUACGCCUACGGGCUUCCGGUACCUCUAUGCUGCAGAUUAUAUUGACCGAGAGAUGGAGUUAUGGUUCCACGAACGCAACCUGCACUAUGUGGUGCAUAUCGAAGUCUUCCUCGCCAAAGCGUUCAGCCAGGCGGCCACUGAAGACGACGAUGACAUUCUUGCAUUUGAUGGGAUUGUUCCACCGCAUUUCUACGGUGUGAUGGCGAAGACAGAUCUUGGUUGCGAAGUACUGCAGGAUAAGGGGCAUUUUGCAGACUUUGCUCACUUCAUCCGGAGGCAUGGCUUGGAAAGCGAGGACCGGGAUCUCAUCCUCAAGUUGAAGAGUAUCCUAUGGGCGGUGGGCAACAUUGGUGCCACCGAACGCGGCUUGCCGUUCCUCGAGGAGGAAGAGGUAAUCCCAGCUAUCUUGGAGAUCGCAGAACGGUCACUGGUGCUCUCUGUGCGAGGGACAUGCUUCUUCGUGCUUGGACUAAUCUCCUCGACGCCACAAGGGGCGGAGAUCUUGGAUGACUACCAAUGGGAAGCGACGCUGUCACCGCUUGGCCUUCCUACAGGUCUCUGCGUUCCUGUCGACGUCGACAAGUUUGUCUCGAUACCCGCCUGGGAAUGCGUCGCGAACGAAGCCGUCGAUGACAGCAGACUCGCACCUCCGGAAAGCCCGGAAGAGAUGGAGGUCAUGACGGCCAUCUACAAUCUCGCGAAUACAGUCAUUGCCAACGCCGCAUCAAGAUCGCUGACGAAGAUGAAGAGCAAACCCGAGUACCGGCACAUCUUCACGUCGCCCAGCAUGUUCUAUCGCGCGCUGCACACGAUCUCGUCGCAGAAGUACCGCAUGCCCGUCCGGCGGUACAUCUUCGACCUAUUCAACAUCGACCUGGACGCCGACGUCGUCAAGCAGCUCUCGGACUGCGCCAUCUCUCUGCGCGUUCCUCUUGCGACCCCGGAGGCGGCCGAUCCGUCCCCGGUGCAGGAGAAGCCGCGCGAGACGGUCGUGCAGACGUUCCGGCCGCGCCCCGCGAGGCCUGUGGUGUCGGAGAGCGAGGACGAGGAGUCAGACGUGGAGGAAAAGGAGGUUGCGGCCAAAAAGCGGAGGGCGCCGGUUAUGAGCCUGCGGCCGAAGAGCAGGAUCAUUGGGUUCAACUGA
Messenger RNA from Dichomitus squalens LYAD-421 SS1, 4026 nucleotides. RefSeq lists its product as uncharacterized. The transcript is spliced from 26 exons. The record is from RefSeq and is a predicted model, not a curated record. Lineage: Eukaryota; Fungi; Basidiomycota; Agaricomycetes; Polyporales; Polyporaceae. Gene Ontology annotation, cellular component: TORC2 complex. Bases 1 to 4026 code for a protein of 1341 amino acids. Gene Ontology annotation, biological process: TORC2 signaling.